Messenger RNA from Beta vulgaris subsp. vulgaris (sugar beet), 3672 nucleotides. Its product is annotated as carbon catabolite repressor protein 4 homolog 6. The transcript has 16 exons. The record is from RefSeq and is a predicted model, not a curated record. Gene Ontology annotation, molecular function: 3'-5'-RNA exonuclease activity. The coding region runs from base 128 to 2377 and encodes 749 amino acids. Lineage: Eukaryota; Viridiplantae; Streptophyta; Magnoliopsida; Caryophyllales; Amaranthaceae.
GUGAGUCGAGUGACUCUUACUUUACCGCAAGUCCGCAAUUCUCCCAUUCCUGAUAAUCUGCCAUCACAUCACCACCAUCCGUCAACACCAAUAAAACCCAAAAUAGAAUAAACUUACAAUUUUACAAAUGCGUCAAACCUCAUCAUUCUCUCUCCACCGUAUCUCCGCCGCCAUGUCCACCACCACUCGACCUCCGUUCAGAGGUGGCCGAGCCCGAGGUCGUCGCUCAUUCUCCGAUCGUCCAUCCACCACCGUCUCCGGCGACUCGCAUUUUCAAUCAGUUCGUGACUCCAAUUUUCGCGCAAAUAAUAAUUUCAACAAUAACAACAAUAAUUAUUAUCAUCAUAAUCUGAAUUCUUCGUCGAAUUUCGGAACUUUUAAGAGCAGGAAUUAUAGUAAUGGUGAAUAUAGUUUUAAUCGGCGGCAUAAUCAACCUCCAGGAGCUAGGGUUCAGCGGCCGAAACCGCCAGAUUUUCGGAGUUGGGAGUUUGCUAAGCUUCCUCCUCCUCCUCAUGAUGAGCGGUUUGUUGUGCUUUCAUAUAAUAUACUUGCUGACUACCUUGCUAAUAGUCAUCGGAAGCUGUACUUUCACAUCCCACGUCGAUUUAUGAGUUGGGACUGGCGGAAGGGAAACAUACUUUUUGAGCUUCGAUUGUGGUCACCUGACAUAAUGUGCUUACAGGAGGUUGACAAAUUUCAUGAGUUGGAAGAGGACUUCAGGGUUCGUGGAUACAGUGGCAUUUGGAAGAUGCGGACUGGUGAUCCAAUUGAUGGGUGUGCUAUCUUUUGGCGAACAUCAAGGUUUAGGUUGAUGUAUGAAGAGUGCAUUGAGUUCAACAAACAUGGGAUGCGGGACAAUGUUGCUCAAAUAUGUGUUCUAGAGUCUUUAGUUCCGAACCAGAGUGAAAAUGAGCUGGCUUCAUCAUCCAGCUCAAAAGGCCCAAAUAGAGUUGUCAUAUGCAACACUCAUGUGCUUUACAAUCCAAGAAGAGGAGAGAUCAAGCUUGGCCAGGUCAGGGUACUUCUUGAAAGGGCUCAAGCUGUGUCAAAGACGUGGGAUGAUGCUCCAGUGGUCUUAUGUGGUGAUUUCAAUUGCACUCCAAUGAGUCCAUUGUACAAUUUCAUGUCUGAGCAGAAGCUAGAUAUAUCUGAAGUAGAAAGAGACAAGGUUUCAGGACAAGCCUCUGCUGUAAUUUACCCCCCACCGAGACAAUAUGACCCUCAACCAAGAGAGCAGCCAACUGGUGAUGUAGCUAGUCCAACAAUUGCACAAAACAAUAGCGUCGGCAGAAAACAGAGUGAUUCCUGUGAAAAUGUGAAUGACAUAGAAAGCAGUUCUGAACCACUUGUCAGCCUGGAAGGACCUCCCUCUGUUGAUCCUUUGCUAAAUGCAUCACUUAACUCAUUUGAGAAAAGGAGAGGGCUAUCUCAAUCAACUGACAGCUUGAAGGAUAGUCAUGGUGAUCAAACUAAAUUGAGAGCGGAUGAGAUUGGAUCAGCCAAAUCUGCUGAUGCAAUAAUUAAUGAGACAAUGAAAGGUCAAGAGGUUACUUUGUCUGAAAAGGGUAUUGGCUCCGGUUUGCCGUUGAAAGAGCAGGAAACAAAAAAAGAUCUAAUAUCAGAAGAAAGUAGCUGGAGUGGCCACAGUGGUAGAUUGUCAUCUGUUACUGAUGAUUCUGACAAGAACAUUGUGGUAAAAGAGGCUAGGGACAAUUAUAACUCGCAAAUGUCUCAAUCAGAAAAUUCCCUUAGACCUUCCUCAGAAUCAGCUGAAGUGAACAUGCUAGGUUCUAUCAAUGACCCUAGUCCACCUAGUAUAUGUGAAGCUAGCGAUCAAAACACAAGUUCAGGUAGUAUAGAUGAGAAAAUUAUUGGGCUAUCACUCAAUGAGAUGGAGGAACCUUUAGAAGAUGACAAGGCCUUAGAUGAAGAUGGUGAGGAAUCUCUGUCUGAUUUAACCAAUGGAGAAGGGGCCUUGCCUUCAAAUCUUGGUGAUUUGGUUCCUGAGGAUAACACAGUUGAUGUAGAUACAUUUUCGUAUGAUCCAUCGCUGUGGACACCAAUGGAGAUAGCUACUGCAACUGGCAAUGCCAGUAGCAGUGCUCUCGAACACUCUUUAAAGCUCAAGAGCACAUACUCAGAAGUGGUGGAUUCUUCUGGGACAAGGGACUCAAAUGGGGAGCCGCUAGUGACUAGUUAUAACACUUGUUUUAUGGGAACUGUUGAUUACAUAUGGCGAUCUGAAGGUCUCUGCACCAUUAAAGUUCUUGCUCCAAUUACAAAAGAUGCAAUGCAACCUAGUGGGGGUUUCCCAACAAAGAAAUGGGGAAGUGACCAUAUAGCUUUGGCUUCAGAAUUGGCAUUCACUAAGAAAUGAAAUGAGUUAUAAUGUGGAGGUUGAGUAGCUGACGUCUCAGUACUACUAGUCUACUACUAAGCUGUUCCCUCUAGUAAGAAGUUUAGAAGCUCAUAUAUAACUUCAGCCUAUGACUUUAUUCCAAUGUGAGGUUAGUCCACUUACCUCAUUUCCCAUCCUAAAGUGGUGAUGGUGAUUGAAACGCACAGCAGGAACACAAAAGGAGAGCUAAUAUCGUCAUUCUUGAAAAAAUAAAUUUAGAUUUUUUUUCAGCAUGUUUGUCAUAUUAUUCUGUACAUUAGUGUAUUUUAUCCUGUAGAAUCCCCAACCCCCCCUUCCCUUCCCUUCCAAUUUCUUGGAGGCUAUGAGAUUGUGCCUUGUAAUUUUUUAUUGCUCUAACUAUAUAAUAGCUCUUUUUUAUUCAAUACAAGAGAAGUCUGAUUGCAUUAAGGGGGUGUUUGGUUCAAAUAGAGAAAUGGAAAGGGAAUGGAAUCAAGUAGAGGGAAGGAAUGUUAACAAUAAUGGUUACUUUUAUUGGGUGUGGUUCAACAAUGGAAAGGAAUCUUUUGCAAGGAAAUGAAAAGGAUUUUGUUACUCUAAUUUGGAGCGUAACAUUUUGGGGGUUUUGGGUUACCCUUAAGUAAGGGUAAUGGUUAACCCACUACCCAAACCAAACAAGGUGUAAUGGAUUCAGAUUGAAUCUGUUUCAAUACCCCCAAAAAGUUCAACCAAACAAGGCAUAAGAGCACGUUUACUUCAAGAGAUGGGUUAAUAGUUUUCUCUAUGGAAGGGGAGGGAUCGAAAACAUCAUUUCGUUCCAAUUUUCUUUUUACUUUGAGGAUUUUGUCUUCCUUAGAUUUGGGUGUUUUUUCUUUAACCUGUGAUCAGUUACUAAGUUUCAAUUAUUUUGAAUUCUACAAAAUGUAAUUUACCCAUGAUGACAAUUUAUACUGUCUAGAAUGCAUUCUCCAUUCUACUUCAACUGCCAAAUAUCUCUUUACAGACUCACAGUAGUGGUACAAUAUAACAAUAGUCUCUCCUGAACUACACACUGAACCAUACAUAUUUCAUGGGGUAAUUUAAGAUGCUUAUGUAUAGGAUCCCAUCUUCUCAAUCAAACAUAGUCACUCUACAGGAACUUGUCCAAGAUAGUAGUGUGCAGCGGGUCACUCAAGUGGGUAGCCCAGUUGUUAAGCGGACCUUUACCGGUAACAGCAGCCUGAACAGCAAAGCCAAGGAAGGCAACCAUAGCUAGCCUGGCAUGCUUGAUCUCUGCCAAUUGAAGGAUUGGCUUCUUUUCCGGGUCAGACGCCAAG